Molecule: messenger RNA, 2327 nt
Organism: Mytilinidion resinicola
Lineage: Eukaryota; Fungi; Ascomycota; Dothideomycetes; Mytilinidiales; Mytilinidiaceae
Product: P-loop containing nucleoside triphosphate hydrolase protein
Exons: 3
Coding region: 20-2002 (660 amino acids)
Molecular function (GO): ATP binding; hydrolase activity; DNA binding
Source: RefSeq, a predicted model, not a curated record
GCUCCGACGCGUGCUAUUCAUGUUCCGCUUUUCUCAGUAUGCGCUGAAACUCUCGAGGAGGACAGGGUCUCAGCCCGUCCACCGCUUCUUUAGAUGUACAUCGACUUCCGCCGUUGCGAGCGUCGUGACGCCGGGUGUAGCUCCAGCUCUGCAAAUCACACUCCGUAGUUACCAGGAAGAUUGCAUUCAGUCAGUCCUCUCAAAUCUGGAAAAAGGGCACAAAAGACUCGGCAUUUCUUUAGCGACUGGUAGCGGCAAAACAGUCAUCUUCACUCAUCUCAUAAAUCGUAUCCCAUCCGCCAACGAUGCCGACCAGACCCUUAUUCUCGCCCAUCGCCGAGAGCUGGUGGAGCAGGCGGCGCGUCAUUGCAUCCUCGCAUACCCGUCCAAGUCGAUCGAUGUUGAAAUGGGGGCCAGCCAUGCUUCUGGGGCUGCCGAUAUAACUGUGGCAUCCAUACAGAGCAUCAACUCUGGGGAGCGCAUCCUCAAGUUUGAUCCCUCAAGAUACAAGUUGAUACUUGUGGAUGAAGCCCAUCAUAUCGUCAGCAGUCAAUACCUAGACGUUUUGGAACAUUUCGGACUGCGACAUUCGGUGGAUUGGGCCCAGACGUCCGUCCCAGCGCUUGUUGGAGUCUCUGCUACAUUUUCAAGAUUUGACGGGAAGAGUUUGGGUAGUGUAAUCGAUCAUAUCGUUUAUCACAGAGAUUAUGUAGACAUGAUCGAGGAGAACUGGCUUUCAGACGUUUCUUUCACCACUGUAGACUCCAAAGCCGAUAUUUCGCGAGUUUCGUCUGGCGCCACAGGUGACUUUCAACCCGGUGCUCUCUCACGGGCUAUCAACACAGAUGAGACUAAUGAGAUUACUGUUCGAGCCUGGUUGGCCCGGGCAAAAGAGAGGAAAUCAACGCUGGUAUUCUGCGUUGAUCUGAGUCACGUUUCUAGCCUCACUUCUACCUUCAGAAAGCAUGGCUUUGACGCCAGAUUUGUAACUGGAGAUACGCCAAAGAAAGUGCGCAGUGAGAGGGUCGAUGCCUUCAAGAAUGGAGAGUUCCCUGUGCUGCUUAAUUGCGGCGUCUUCACUGAAGGGACUGACAUUCCCAACAUCGACUGCGUGCUCCUUGCCCGACCCACAAAGUCCCGAAAUCUGCUUGUGCAGAUGAUUGGCCGAGGAAUGCGCCUUCACAAGGGAAAACAUAAUUGUCACGUAAUUGAUAUGGUCGCAUCACUCAACGCUGGAAUCGUCUCGACCCCUACGCUCUUUGGGCUUGAUCCAGCAGAAAUUGUAGAAGACGUCGGGACUAAGGACAUGAUAGAGCUUCGCGAGCGGAAAGAGAAGGAACAGCAACGAGAACAAGAGGCGCUCCAGUCGCAGACGUCAAAAACGGCGAAAAGUAUUCCUGGACGGGUCACUUUUACCGAUUACGAUUCCGUACACGACCUCAUUCAAGAUACUUCUGAAGAACGAUUCAUUCGUGCUAUUAGUCCGUAUGCGUGGGUUGGUGUAGGAGACGGCAAAUACGUUUUGACGACGAGGACUGGCAGCUAUCUCGUUUUAGAACCCGAUGGGAGUCGCUUCGUUGUCAAGUUUACCCAGAAGCUGCCGGAGGGAAUCCGUUCAAAAAGUCCAUUUGCAACACCAAGAGUCAUUGCUCAGACACAUACUUUUGAGCACGCUGUCCAUGCCGCGGACACCUACGCAAUAAAGGUGUUUGAGUUUAUGUUCAUCUCAAAAAGCCAGGCUUGGCGACGGAAACCAGCUUCUCAAGCCCAAGUUGACUUCCUCAACAAAAUGCGCUCCAAGGACAACCAAUUAACCACAAAUACAAUCACCAAAGGCAAAGCUGGGGAUAUGAUUACGAAGAUGAAGCAUGGGGCUAAGGGUAGGUUCGAGAAAAUGAGUGCGCAAAAGCGAUUGGCCCAACGCAGUCAAGAGAAGAUGCAGUUGUCACAGAUGCAGAUGAGGGACCAGAUCAAAGUCGGCCCACUUUCGAGAGACAGCUGAGUUUUUACAUCAUGAACUUGGCUCUCGACCCGUCUCGCUCAGUUACAAUAAGUGGCCUGGGGCAAUUUGCGCAACAGCGUUCGGCCUUCGAUUUUUGUACGUGGCCCGUCUUAUCACUGCACAAUAAAUGUAGAGAGUAACUACCAUAAUGAGCCGUUUUGAAGCCUGAAGAAGGCAGGCUUCUGUUUCUUCGACAGUAUUGCCGCCUCUCAUAUAUGCCAUAGUCUACUCUAUAGCCAGCGGGGUUACUAAACCGGCGGCCGGCUCAACUAGAGAGCAGAUUGAUUGGGUUGUUAUAUAUAGAAUGAAGCUUGAUUGAUUGGAU